This is a messenger RNA of Eremomyces bilateralis CBS 781.70, 2574 nucleotides long. RefSeq names its product kinase-like protein. The transcript is spliced from 3 exons. Gene Ontology annotation, molecular function: protein serine/threonine kinase activity; ATP binding. Gene Ontology annotation, cellular component: nucleus; cytoplasm. The record is from RefSeq and is a predicted model, not a curated record. Lineage: Eukaryota; Fungi; Ascomycota; Dothideomycetes; Eremomycetales; Eremomycetaceae. Gene Ontology annotation, biological process: intracellular signal transduction; protein phosphorylation. Bases 1 to 2574 code for a protein of 857 amino acids.
AUGACGGUCGCAUACGACGCGUCAUAUCGGAGCUACGCGCAACCCAGCGGCGCUGUGUGCCUGGACGACAAGUUCGAAGUCAUCAAAGAUAUCGGAGAUGGCAGUUUCGGAAGCGUUGCAGUUGCUCGAGUGCGGAGCGCUGGCGCCCACAUCGCUCGACGGAACACUAUGGUGGCCAUCAAGACGAUGAAGAAGACAUUCGAUAGUUUCAAUCAGUGUUUGGAUCUUCGAGAGGUCAUUUUCCUCAAAACUCUCCCGAACCACCCUCACUUGGUCCCUGCCCUCGACAUCUUUCUCGAUCCGUUGACGAAGAAGCUUCAUAUCGCGAUGGAGUACAUGGAUGGGAAUCUCUACCAGCUGAUGAAAUCCCGGGAUCAUAAGCAGUUAGAUCCUGCAAGCGUCAAGAGCGUCCUGUUCCAAAUCAUCUCCGGUUUGGAGCACAUCCACGAUCACCAUUUCUUCCACCGUGACAUCAAACCCGAGAAUAUUCUCGUGUCGACAUCAUCCCCUCAAGAUUCUGGCAGCGCGUUCAAGCGGUAUUCUGCCCUCGUCACUCCUCCUUCAACUCCUCCUGCGUACACCAUCAAAAUCGCCGACUUUGGACUGGCCCGCGAAACUCAUUCAAAACUUGCCUACACUACAUACGUCUCAACAAGAUGGUACCGAGCACCUGAAGUGUUACUACGAGCCGGACAAUAUUCUGCACCCGUAGACAUCUGGGCAAUCGGUGCGAUGGCGGUGGAAAUUGCGACGCUGAAGCCCUUGUUUCCAGGAAGCAAUGAGGUCGACCAAGUCUGGCGGGUGUGCGAGAUUAUGGGUAGCCCUGGAGCCUGGGUCAACAAGCAAGGAGUGCGCGUUGGUGGUGGUGAGUGGAAGGAAGGAGUCAAGCUCGCACAGAAAUUGGGCUUCCAGUUCCCAAAGAUGGCCCCCCAUUCAUUAGAAUCGAUUCUGCAACCUCCGCAGUGGCCCUCAAGUCUUGCCGAGUUUGUGACCUGGUGCUUGAUGUGGGAUCCGAAAGCUCGUCCCACGUCACGUCAAGCUCUGGAACACGAAUAUUUCCAAGAUGCGAUCGAUCCGUUGCGACCAAAAACAUCGUCAUCAUCGAAAUUGCUUGGCCGUAAGCACGCCGACACGUCCUCGACAAACCUAAAGGACACCGUACCAGGGUUGUCGGCGAAGACAUCUUGGUUCCGGAAAUCCUAUGUUGCACGAGAAAGUGCACCGACGGUACCACAACCAUCCGUCAUGUCACAAACGGCAUCGCCGAGGCCGACGCCCGUUCCCGCUCAAACCACUCCGGAUGUGGAAUUUGUAACGACGCAGCCGCCAGCAGCCCCUCAAGUGAAAGCAGCAGGAGUUAACUCCAAACGAGCAACAUGGGCAAACGGACUGCCGUCUCACGCCGCCCCAAUCCCGAUCCUCCCGUCCAUUCGACCAAUAUCGCCUCUGUCAAACGCCGUCACUGCUCAGGCAAAAAAUGCCCGUACACAUCAAGCCCAGCAAUCCAAACAGAAGAUCGGAAGACAAUUGUCGGUUGCUUCGCAAACGAACCACUAUGCCGACAUUCACCGGCAAGAGGCGGAACGCGCGCUCAAUGGCCAACGCGGCGGAGUCGCAUCGCCAGCCUCGACCCAUAGAGAAGGAUUCUUCUCACAUCUGCGAAAACGAGCUCGACGGCUCUCUGGGAAGCACCAGGCGCCCCCGUCUCCGAACUCGGAUGACAUCGAAGCCAAUGCCGGCUGCGCUCCUUGGUCCAACAUGGCUAGCAAUCGAGGCUCGAUGAUCGUGGACUCGAGCAACGCCGCCGUUCAGCCGCAAGCCAAUUUCACCGAGCUUGAUAAAGCCCUGCAGAAUGUUCGGUCGAGCAUGGACCAAUCGACACCGACCGCUCAAAAGCAUCGACUUUCCGCCGCCUCACUUCUAAAGCGACACAACUCUAAUCACACUGGCUCACUCCAUACCCCGGACGGCGCGGAUGGGACCCCUCCUAAUGCAAGAGCUCGCCGGCCACCACAACGUCAGGUUUCUAAACACGUCCCAGGCAAUGGCCGGUAUGAGACCCCCAACGAAGAAGAAGAACUGUUAGACGAGGCGCUACUAUCAGCACACACCGCUGCCUCUCGAAUGCAAAUCUCCUCACCCGCGCCCGUGGCGCCGACCCCACCACCAGCUGCCUACACCUCCUUCAACCCACACUCAAUGCUCAACUCCCCCAACCUCACGCCCAACCCUCACAACCCCGUCCAUCGCGUCCCUGCCCCCCUCCAGCAUCAAUCCUCCGUCCGCGUAGUCCCCUCCAACGCCCCCUCCCACCAGACACCGACCUACCACCCACCGAGCAACAACUACUCGUACCUCACCCCCUCGCCCUCCGCAAACGGUCCCUCCGGUCCGCGAAACAUGGGCCUGAACCUCCCCCAGGGCCGAAACGCGUCAAGCAAACCCGUCGACAUCGUCCAACCGCAGCGCAAGGUCGACUUGAAUCCGAAAUGGCCGACGCCGCCAUACGAUGAUGAUGACGGCUUUGCGGCCACGGCGGCGGCGAGUCUGUUCAAUGGGCCGAUGUGGCGGUAG